AACAACCAACUGAUUAUUUACCAGCAGGGUAAGUAAAGACAGCCAACCAAGAACGGAAGCGUAAACACCACCACUGGAGCGCGCCGAUGUCUCCAAUAGCAACGAUAUCACUUAGCACCUGAGCCAAAAUGCAUAACAAAACAGAGUUAGAAUUUUCAUUAGUUUUUCGAAAAGCGACGGUAAAUGAAAGGACAAAUUAUACACACUGGCAUACAAUUCUUUAAAAGAAUCUCAAAAAUGUUUGAGAAACGAGAUAAUAAACAAGCAGGCGAUAAACGUGAGACUAUACAAGAUAUCGCCAUAAAAUUAGCUGAGGAACAAUUGCGUACCUUGCAAGCGGAGAGUGGACCUAAGGAGCGCACCGUUUUCGUUUUGGGCAGCAAAGGUGCCGGCAAAUCCACAGCGCUGCAUAAAUUCUUCGAACGCGAGGACAAUCCGCGACCCACACUUGCUUUGGAAUAUUCGUACGGCCGCCGCACGAGUGGCACACAAAAGCAGGUGCUGAAUGUUUGGGAACUCGGCGCGUUGGACAAUGCAGAGCAAUUGAUUUCAGUGCCCUUACGCACACAUGGACUCGAGAACUUUGCGGCCAUUAUAAUGUUGGAUCUCUCGCAGCCGAAGCGCGUCUGGCCUGAAUUGGAGCGCAUAUAUCAGGCAUUACGCAGUACCAGCAAUAAACUAUUGAGCGUGGACGCGGAGCAAAUGUAUCGCGAGCGCAUGGCAGAUCGGCUCAAAAAGGAUCACAACGAUUUGGAGAGUCUCGAAUUGAUGCCAUUCCCAAUAGUGAUAGUUGGUAGCAAAUAUGAUCUGUUCAAAGAUUACGAUGCUGAGCUAAAACAACAUAUUUGUCGUUGUCUGCGUUCCAUGGCACAUCUUAUUGGCGGCAGCGUGCUCUUUUAUUCCAAUAAAAUACCGAAAUUAGCGAAAACCCUACGCGAUACAAUAAGUCACUUGGGUUUCGGCAGUCCAACGCAUCCAUUUCGCGCGCAUGUGACCGACAGCGCGGAUGCUUUGUCCAUUUGGUUCGGCACCGAUAGCUGGGAUCAGAUCGGCAGCGUUGGUGUGCUAAGUGUUGAGCGUAUCGGCUCACUGUUAGCUGCCGAGGCGCCACAGCUAAAUGAGGUGGCCAAGAAGCGUUCUGCAAAAUCGAAAACACAUAUGAAUGAUCCCGCCAAGGAUCCAGGGUUUCGUGAGAGCGUCAUCGAUGAGAUGCGCGCACAGAAGGAUAAAGAGCUGCAAGCGAUUAUUAAGGAAUCACAAUUGCGUGGACAGUUCGAGUCAAUUGUUUAAGAUGGUUAAGGUAGAGAAUAUGAGAACGGCGUAAAAUAAAGGGAAUGUGUAUGUCAAUUUGUAAAGCUGUGCCUGUUAAGCUCAAAUAAUAAAACUGUUUAAAUCU
Molecule: messenger RNA, 1396 nt
Organism: Zeugodacus cucurbitae (melon fly)
Lineage: Eukaryota; Metazoa; Arthropoda; Insecta; Diptera; Tephritidae
Product: cytoplasmic dynein 2 light intermediate chain 1
Exons: 3
Coding region: 184-1290 (368 amino acids)
Biological process (GO): intraciliary transport involved in cilium assembly; intraciliary retrograde transport
Cellular component (GO): cytoplasmic dynein complex; axoneme; ciliary basal body
Molecular function (GO): dynein heavy chain binding
Source: RefSeq, a predicted model, not a curated record